This is a messenger RNA of Armigeres subalbatus, 1538 nucleotides long. It is a transcript of the gene Cluap1, whose product is annotated as clusterin-associated protein 1. Lineage: Eukaryota; Metazoa; Arthropoda; Insecta; Diptera; Culicidae. Gene Ontology annotation, biological process: cilium assembly. The transcript is spliced from 3 exons. The record is from RefSeq and is a predicted model, not a curated record. Gene Ontology annotation, cellular component: centrosome; intraciliary transport particle B; cilium. Bases 129 to 1448 code for a protein of 439 amino acids.
GUUGCCAAGGCAACGAUUGUGUACCUAAACAUACAAUAAAAAAUGUGUUGAUUUCGUUGAGUCAUAUUUGCUGCUUCGAUUGCCGGGUUGGAAAAUUAAACUGAAACGUUUCGAAAACUGAAAGGACAAUGUCAUUCAAGGACGUUCGAGACCUUUCGGAGCACCUCAAGCUGCUUGGCUAUCCAAACAACAUCCCUCUUUCGGUUCUCAACACUCCCUACGGUGGUCCGGAGAGCUUCAAAGCCUACUAUGAUAUCCUCACGUGGCUUAUCGGACGACUUGAACCAAACCUGGUGCUAGCCGGAGGCACCCGCAACGAACAGGACCGUGUCCUAUUCGUCCGCUCGGCCACCGAAUUCCUGGUCACCAAGUCCAGCAUCAAGGUCAACCCUAGAAAGCUGUACGCCAGUUCGUCUGCCGCCGCAAAAGAACUUCUCAAAGUCACUUCUCUGCUGAUUGCAUCGCCAAAGGUGACCGGCGCCGAAGAGGACUCAAUCAAGUCCCACGUGGAGAUCGAUCUGUCGGACAAGAUGGACGACUUGAGGAAGGUCCGUGGGCUAUCGUCCGAGCUUACCAAUCGGGGAGCGGCUUUGUACGAUUUGUUGAAGAAAGAGCUGGUCAACAGGGAAACACGCACGGUUCAGUCAACGCGUCCCCUCGAGUUGGCAACGGUGGAGAAGGUGAUCAAGUCCGCGAUAACGUCGUUGGACUCCAAAUUGGUGGCAUCGCAGGCAACGUUGAAUAGUUUGAAAGCCGAAAACGGUAAUCUUGCAUCCAAGAUUCAGAGAAAGUCAUCGGAGCUGGAGCGGUCAAAGCAAAGAUUGCAAGCACUGCAGAAGGUUCGCCCAGCUUAUUUGGAAGAAUUUGAGAAACUGGAAGUGGAGCUGAAGAGCUUGUACGAACAGUACAUAAUACGAAUUCGGUGCGUUGAUGCACUGAAAUCGCAAUUGAUUAGCAAAAAUCGCACUCCAACACCGACUUCGCCGAUUGCCAAAAUGGCUGACAGCAGUAUGACGAUUCUCCCGGAAGGGCUGAUGGAUUCGGACGAUGAGAACGAUGACGAGAUUGAUGACUUUGAUGAAAGGGAAGAUGUUAAGCUGAAGUCCGACAAACGAGUUCUGCGCAGUGAACUGUUGAAUCGGGAUCGGGGUUCAACGCGAUUCCGUACUCGAACUGCUGAAGGAGGGCCACCAUCAAUGAGCGGGCGGGAUCGGGUUCGCAUGAUCGGCGGGAUGAAUGACGAUUUGGGACCACUGGACAGCUCGCUCGGAAGUUCUGCUGAGUCCGAAAGUGAUCUGGAGAUGGACGGCAAUGGACUUAUCGACGAAAUCCGUUCGGAUGAUGACGACGACGACGACGAGGAUGACGAAAGUCUGACGAAGCUGGCGAGGGAGAACUCGAACCUGGCACGGAGCGCCAAGCAGGACCAGAGCGACGAAGACUUUUAAACCGCAAUACCAGUCGUCACAGCAAUCUCUAUCACUAAUAAUUUAUUUUAUUUUUAAAACACAAUAAAAUGUACACAGGUUUAUACACAA